GCGGCCAAACCAGUGCGCACACGCGCGCGCUUCCCGCGGAACUCCCGCCGGCUCUCGGCUCUCCCGGCGGCGCGCCCGAGCCGCCGCGGCCGCCGCCAACAUGGCCGAGACCAGCGAGGAGGUGGCGGUGCUGGUGCAGCGGGUGGUGAAGGACAUCACCAACGCCUUCAGGAGGAACCCGCACAUAGAUGAAAUUGGCCUGAUCCCAUGUCCUGAAGCUAGGUAUAACCGGAGUCCCAUAGUCCUGGUUGAAAACAAACUUGGUGUGGAGAGCUGGUGUGUCAAGUUCCUUUUACCAUAUGUCCACAACAAGCUCCUUUUGUACAGAACGAGAAAACAAUGGCUGAACAGAGAUGAAUUGAUAGAUGUCACAUGCACCCUGCUGCUUCUAAACCCAGACUUUACCACUGCAUGGAACGUGAGGAAAGAGCUGAUCCUCUCUGGCACUUUAAAUCCAAUUAAAGAUUUACAUCUGGGAAAACUGGCCUUAACUAAGUUUCCAAAGAGUCCAGAAACAUGGAUUCACAGGAGAUGGGUGCUACAACAGCUAAUUCAGGAAACCUCCUUGCCUUCCUUUGUAACCAAAGGAAACUUGGGAACAAUUCCUGCAGAAAGGACACUUCGGCUAAUACAAGAAGAGAUGGAGGUCUGUGGUGAAGCAGCAGGGAGAUACCCAAGCAACUAUAAUGCCUGGUCCCAUCGCAUCUGGGUUUUACAGCACGUGGCCAAGCUAGAUGUCAAGAUUCUUCUUGAUGAACUAUCUUCUACUAAACACUGGGCGUCCUUGCACGUUUCAGACCACAGUGGAUUUCACUACCGCCAGUUUUUGUUAAAGUCUUUGAUUAGCCAAACUGUGAUAGACAAUUCUGUUUUGGAGCAAAACCCUUUGAGAAGUGAGCCAGCCCUGCUUCCAAAAGAUGAAGAAGCAGCAGCUUCAACAGAGGAACCAAGGAUAAAUCUUCCUCAUCUUCUAGAAGAAGAAGUUGAAUUCAGCACUGAUCUUAUCGAUUCCUACCCAGGACAUGAAACCCUUUGGUGUCAUAGGCGGCAUGUUUUCUAUCUUCAGCAUCAUUUACAUGGUAGGUUUCCUCACAGCAUGACCCAGUUGUCACCUGCAGACAGCCCUGGGGGGACUUUGAGUGACUUGCAUCUUAUUCCAGCUGGCCCCCAACUGUCUCAGGCAAUGGAAGUGGAUGGACUGAAUGACUCAAGCAAGCAAGGCUAUUCCCAAGAAACCAAACGCCUAAAGCGGACCCCAGCUGCAGACUCCCUAGGCCUAGAAAUGGAGCACAGGUUCAUUGAUCAAGUGUUGUCCACUUGCCGGGACGUAGAACAAGCCAGGUUUGCCAAUGCAUACAGGAAAUGGCUGGUUACUUUGAGUCAAUGAAAGAGGUGGAUUAGUCCUACAAAGUUCCCCUUUUAGUGCAAUAUUGCUUUCUUUUACAUUGCAUGAACUAUUUACUAUUAUUGACUAACCAUAUUUUCUU
Microcebus murinus (gray mouse lemur) is the source of this 1487-nucleotide messenger RNA. It is a transcript of the gene PTAR1, whose product is annotated as protein prenyltransferase alpha subunit repeat containing 1. NCBI's taxonomy places the organism in Eukaryota, Metazoa, Chordata, Mammalia, Primates, Cheirogaleidae. Gene Ontology annotation, cellular component: cytoplasm. Gene Ontology annotation, biological process: protein prenylation. Gene Ontology annotation, molecular function: protein prenyltransferase activity. The record is from RefSeq and is a predicted model, not a curated record.